Molecule: messenger RNA, 1032 nt
Organism: Eucalyptus grandis
Lineage: Eukaryota; Viridiplantae; Streptophyta; Magnoliopsida; Myrtales; Myrtaceae
Exons: 1
Coding region: 1-1032 (343 amino acids)
Source: RefSeq, a predicted model, not a curated record
AUGGGUGAAGAGCGUUGCUUCCGGAGGCAAGAACUGGAGGUCUUGGACACACUCAAAGCAGCUCUCCAACUCUACCUCCACAACUUCAACUUCAUCGUCUUCACUCUCUUCACUUCCAUCCCGCUAUUUACUUUGUCAGUAUACUAUGAAAUAAUCGUCCACAAGACCCUGUACGAAGUUUCAGAGUCCUUCGGAGGAACUCUCGCUCACUCAUAUGACCUCGAUAGGCCUCGAUUAGUUAGUUUCGCAGAGACUCUUCCCAAGAUCAUCCGAGUUUUUCUGCUUUACUUGGUGCCGUACCAUCUCGUAGACCUCUUCAGCUUAGUCUUGACGGUCGAUGCGGCAUCGGAUCUGAUCGGUGCAGAGGAGGAGCCGGCCAGUCUCAAGAACGUCACCCUGAAAGCUCUCAAGAAGGCCCGGUUCAGAGGCCCCUUCAUCACAUCCCUGUACGUUCACUUGUUCUCCAUCUGUACUUUCAUUGGGCUGAUGUGGCUAGUCGUAAAUCACCAGGUUCUAUUAAAGGUCGUGUUCUCCUCUCCCUACUGGGAAAGAGGGUACUUCGGAGAAGCCUGGUUGGGUAUAGUCCAUGGAGUGGCUUUCAUGGCCCUGCUCAUGAAGUACAUGGACUGGAGUGCUGAGUGGAACAUGGGUCUGGUCGUUUCAAUCUUGGAGGACUCGUAUGGGAGUGAAGCGAUGGAGGUCGCUGCUUACUUGAGCAAAGGGAACAAUAAAAAGGGUGCUCUUCUGAUGUUGGUGUUCUUCUUGUGGGGACUCUGUCUGAGGUUGCCAUGCCUCUACGGCAAGUGUAGCGAGAGAAAUGGUGGGGUUUUGGUCAUUAGCGUGGGGAUGUGUCUGGUUUGUGUGGGGAAUGUGUUCAAGUGGACAACUUGCUUGCUGUACUUCAAUGAGUGCAAGAAGAGGGUUAUGGAGAAGAAGUUUGAUGAGGAAGAAGGGAAGGGUGUUGUGCAAGCGAUGGUGCAGGAGAAGACGAGAGUCGUGCAUUCAGAAGCUGAAGCUGUUGGCAGUGCCUGA